AUGGCACGAGGAGACGGCCAAGAGCUCGAUAUCACCGUCCCCGUCGAGGACCCAAAAAAGACCGAUCAGGAGAAGGCAAAGGAGAAGCAGCGCGAAGAAGCCGCUCGCAAAGGUCUCCCGCCUUUCGACGAGAAGAAAGCUAACGCCAAGGACAAGCCCGAAGAUGAGCUUAGCGAAGAAGACCUCCAGCUCAAGAACGAGCUCGAGAUGCUCGUAGAGCGUCUCAAGGAGGAUGACUCCUCCCUCUAUCGUCCAGCGCUCGAAUCGCUCCGGACCUUGAUCCGCACCAGCACCUCCUCCAUGACCUCCGUCCCCAAACCACUCAAAUUCCUUCGUCCGCACUACCCAGAGCUCAAGACCCUGUACGAAACAUGGAAGCAAACCAGCGCCGACAAGAGCCUGUUUGCCGAGAUCCUCUCGGUGCUUGCCAUGACUUACUCGGACAAUGGCCAGCGUGAAACGCUCCACUUCCGUCUGGAAGCCAACCACGUUACUCCCACUGGCAAGUCUGAAGACCCCGGUCUCUGGGGUCACGAGUACAUGCGCCACCUCGCCUCCGAGCUUGGCGACGAGUACGCUACCCGUUCACAAGACGACAAGCCCACUGACGAGCUCCUCGAGCUUGCCCUUCAAGUCGUUCCUUUCAGUCUCACCCACAAUGCCGAAGCCGACGCCGUCGACCUCCUACUUGAGCUCGAAGCCAUCGACAAGCUGCCCCAAUUUGUCGACAAGGACACCUACGCGCGCGUUUGCCUUUACAUGGUCAGCUGUGUCAACCUCCUUGUGCCCCCCGACGACACCAUGUUCCUCCGCACCGCCCACGAAAUCUAUCGCAAGCACGACCGAUUCGCCGAGGCCAUGACCCUCGCUCUUCGUCUCGGCGACAAGGAUCUCAUCCGCUCCGAUUUCGAGGCGCCCAAGAACCCCACCAUGCGCAAACAGCUCGCAUUUAUGCUCGCAAGGCAACACGUUCCUAUCGAGUGGCUCCAGGACGAAGACUCGCCCAUCACCGACAACGAACUCCUCGACAUCAUGUACAACUCGCAUCUCUCACGCCACUUUGUUGACUUUGGUAAAGAGCUCAAUGUUCUUGAACCAAAGAGCCUCGAGGACAUCUACAAGACCCACCUCGAAAACUCGCGCACUGGGCUCGGCGGCUCUGUCGACUCGGCGCGAGGCAACCUCGCCAGCACCUUUGUAAACGCAUUUGUCAAUGCUGGGUUCGGUAACGAUAAGCUCAUGGUCGAUGCACCAGAAGGCAAUUCGUGGAUCUACAAGAACAAAGACCAUGGCAUGCUCUCGGCCGCCGCUUCGCUCGGUAUGAGUCUGCUCUGGAACACCGAAACCGGUCUCGACCAGAUCGACAAGUACUCGUACUCGUCUGAAGAGGCUAUCAAGGCUGGUGCCUUCCUUGCCUACGGCAUCGUUCACUCUGGCUUGCGAUCCGAGUUGGAUGAGGCCAUGGCGCUGCUUUCGGAGCACAUCGAGUCCAAGAGCAUUCCGCUCAAGAUUUCGGCCAUCGUCGGUUUGGGCCUCGCCUAUGCUGGGUUCUGCCGAGAGGAUGUCGCCGCGCUCCUGCUUCCCAACAUUCAGGACGAGACCACCCCGAUGGAGGUAGCGGCCAUGUCGGCGCUCUCGCUCGGCUUCGUGUUUGCCGGCAGCUGCCACGGUGAGAUCACCCCUACCAUCUUGCAGAGCAUGAUGGAGCGUGAUCCGUCUCAGCUCGACGACAAGUGGGCGCGUUUCAUGAUCCUCGGUCUCGCGCUGCUUUUCCUCGGCAAGCAGGACGAAAGCGACGCCACCAUCGAGACGCUCAAGGCCAUCGAGCAUCCCAUCAGCAAGCAGGCGCAGGUACUCGUCGACAUGUGCUCGUACGCAGGAACGGGCAACGUGCUCAAGGUACAGAACAUGCUUCACUACUGCACCGAGCGUUCGGCACCAGAGGACACUGGCGAUGACAAGGAAGGCGAGUCCACGGGUGAUUCGAACAAUGCGGAAUCGUCACAGGGCAGCAGCGACGACGAGGACGACAAAGACGACAAGGAGAGCAAUGAACUGUUCCAGGCUUUCGCCGUGAUCGGUAUUGCGCUGGUCACCAUGGGCGAGGAGGUGGGUGCCGAGAUGGCGCUGCGUCACCUUUCGCAUCUCAUGCACUACGGCGAGCCCACCAUUCGCAGAGCGGUGCCUCUGGCGCUGGCGCUUCUCCACCCUUCCAACCCGUCGAUGCCCGUGCUGGACACCCUGUCUAAGUACUCGCACGACUCGGACCUCGAUGUAGCCAUCAACGCCAUCCUUGCUAUGGGUCUCGUCGGUGCUGGUUCCAACAACGCACGUCUCGCUCAGAUGUUGAGACAGCUCGCCGGUUACUACUACAAGGAGCCCGACUGCCUCUUCAUGGUGCGUGUCUCGCAAGGCUUGGUGCACAUGGGCAAGGGCACCAUUGGCAUCAACCCGUAUCACACGGACCGACAGCUCAUGUCGCGCAAUGCCGUUGCCGGUAUCUUGGCGCUGCUCACUUCGAUGACAGAUGCACGUGGAUUCGUGUUGGAUCAGUCGCACUGGAUGCUCUACUUCCUCAGCUCGGCCAUGUACCCGCGGUUCCUCAUUACGCUCGACGAGAACCUCGAGGCGCUGCCGACGAGCGUCAGGGUGGGCAAGGCGGUCGACGUGGUGGGUCAGGCGGGUAAGCCCCGGACCAUCAGCGGCUUCCAGACGCACACAACGCCCGUGCGUGUCGGCACUCACGAGAGGGCGGAGCUGGGUACCGAGGAGUACCUCAGCUACGCGCAUGUCCUCGAAGGGUUCAGCAUCUUGCUCAAAAACCCGGGUUAUGUCAAGGAGGAGGAUUUGUGA
This is a messenger RNA of Sporisorium graminicola, 2853 nucleotides long. RefSeq lists its product as uncharacterized. The transcript has a single exon. The record is from RefSeq and is a predicted model, not a curated record. Gene Ontology annotation, molecular function: enzyme regulator activity. Gene Ontology annotation, biological process: regulation of protein catabolic process; proteasome-mediated ubiquitin-dependent protein catabolic process. NCBI's taxonomy places the organism in Eukaryota, Fungi, Basidiomycota, Ustilaginomycetes, Ustilaginales, Ustilaginaceae. The coding region runs from base 1 to 2853 and encodes 950 amino acids. Gene Ontology annotation, cellular component: proteasome complex; proteasome regulatory particle, base subcomplex; proteasome storage granule.